Molecule: messenger RNA, 1220 nt
Organism: Jaculus jaculus (lesser Egyptian jerboa)
Lineage: Eukaryota; Metazoa; Chordata; Mammalia; Rodentia; Dipodidae
Gene: Lsmem1
Product: leucine rich single-pass membrane protein 1
Exons: 4
Coding region: 23-409 (128 amino acids)
Source: RefSeq, a predicted model, not a curated record
GGUCACAGCUCGCUUUUGGACAAUGAACCAUUCCUUGCAGGACCCUGGCUCUCGAGGCAUUCACGAAGAAGGAAAACUUUAUAUUGUGGAUUCCAUAAACGACUUAAACAAGCUGACCCUCUGCCCUGCCGGAUCGGAGCACUUGUUCCCGCUAGAGGAGAAGAUCCCAGAUGCUGGCGGGAACUCGGGCGGUGGAAGCCCUGGUCUAUUUCUCCUGGGACUUCUCAUUGUGCUGGUCGUCAGCUUGGCACUGGUUUUCUUCGUGAUCGUUCUGAUAAUUCAAACCGGAAGCAGGAUGGACGACGUGUCCAGAAGGCUGACCACCGAGGGAAAGGACAUAGCCGACCUUAGGAAAAUGAACAGCCUGAUCAUCAAGCGGCUCAACCAGCUGGACUCCGAAGGAAACUAGAGACCGGAUUCCCCAGGGCUUAGCGGCUUGCACCUGAGCUGCUCAGCGUCCUGGAGGGGCCUGGGGCUGGACCCUGGGCAGCUCACUUCCUCAGGCCGCAGGACAUUGGGACAAGCCCACAGGGUCGGAGGAGCCCCGGGGCAGGGGACUUUGGAGACAGCAGCUGGAAAGUGAACGUGACCCAGCUUGUUCUCUGCUGACCCGGGCUGAUUGGCGUUGAAUGAACCCCAGAAUCCAGCUCUGUGCGUGCAGUUUUUCUUACAGGAGGAGCUCUGUGUAGAACAAGUUCAGUGUGCCAGUGGGGUUUGGGAUGUCCUUGUAAGCCUAAGGAAUUCACUGAACUGUAGGUGUUUUGGGGAGGGGGGGCUUCCACUUUUUCAUAACAGACACUGUUCCUGCUCAGGUGUGAGACUUUGGCUCUCUUUUCCCAGAGUCAGUGAUGGAGGUGGGAGGGGGCUUUCAGAGCAAGGUGCUAUGAGGUGAUCACUGGAGAAAUCCCGGGUGUUAGUUAUGGGUGUGCUGGGGCCUAAUAAAUUGUAUUACCUCGACGGAGCUCCUGUGUUGCUCCAAUUAUCUGAAAGUACAGCAGCGCCCACGCGGGAACAGGAAGAUGACAGAGUUACUGCAGUUACAUAAACCUUGUUAAAACUUUGUCAUUAAAAAAAAAAAAAGUCCCUCAGCGCCUUGCUCAUCAGUUUGGAGGAAAUGUGAUCGACUUGUCACCUUUGCCAAACCAGAAUAGAAAACUGUACUUAGAAUAUUUGGAAUCUCUCUUGCUUAGCACGAAGAGUAAGGUCUAUGUGAUACAGGA